This is a messenger RNA of Cinara cedri, 2630 nucleotides long. The record is from the annotation of a GenBank genome assembly. Lineage: Eukaryota; Metazoa; Arthropoda; Insecta; Hemiptera; Aphididae.
AUCGUCUUUCCGACUCCCAUACGCCGAUAAUCGACGCUUCGUCGUACGUCUCGUUCUGUCCGUUCAACCAUUUUUGCCUUCUCAUUGUUUUCACGCUUUGCCGCUUUUCUUGUUAUUUAUAAUUUUUGUCAGUUCGAACAAAACAAUGGGCGUCGAUGUUACAUUCUUAGCCGAAGGAGACGGUAAGUCUAUGUUGUUUUGAAUAUUCAGACCGGCCGUGAAUGCCGGGUCUAUGUACUUAUAAUGACGUGAUUAUUAUUGUAGAGGUUAACUUCGGAUGUGUCGCGAUGGCUGCGUUCCUCUGUUGUUUUUAAUGAACACAUUAGUAAUAUACAAUUCAAUUAUAUUUUGCAGGUUCAACAUUCCCGAAGAAAGGCCAAACCGUCACCGUGCAUUACACAGGUAAGUAAUACCAAAUUUAAUAUCCAUUAUUAGUGAUAGCAUAAAAAACACGGUUAACUUAAUAUCGAGGAUUAUCGUUUUCCUGCUAAUUUCUAUUUACUUUCUAUAAAUUGUAUAAUGCCAUUAAAUAAAAAAAUUGUUUCACUAUUAAUACAUAUUAUAACACUUAUUUUUUUAAUAAUGUUCAGACAUUAUAUUUUUAAAUUAUAAAAAAUAUAUUAUACCUAAGUUUGGAUUAUAAUUUCUAAAAACCAGGGACCAACUGUCUGUUUACCAUUUACUUGAUACAUUUAAACUGUGGUAUUAAAUUUGAUAGAUAGCCUACUGAUGAAUUAUGUAACUCAUCAAAAUGGCUGAGCAAUUGUUUUAGAUACAUUAGACCAUAGAUUUUUUUAUUAAUAUAAUACUAUUAUUCAAUACUGAGGAAUGUCAAUUUAUUGUUUAAUGUAUUGAAUGUUCUCAUUAAGCUAGUCAAAUCAUAGAAUUCAUCUAUUGUUUACAGUUAACAUUUUAAAUGUAUUCAGUUUUAUUUGUACUAAAUCCAUAUUAAAUGGUGUUUAAUAUAUUGUAUAUAUCAAUAUGAGUAUUUGAUAGAAAUUUGCCUGUCAUAAAAAAUGUAACUAAGUUCUUGAAAUGUAAGAUAACAUUUUAUUUUAUGAUAGUGUAAUCUUAAUUGUUUGGAUUGGAAUUUAUGUAUAUUAUUCAUAAAUAUGUAUGUUACAGUGAAUGUUCUUAAAUCGGUUAAUGUCGUUAUAAUUACACAUUAGCCCAUUUUGUGCUAUUGGUUUUAAUCUUAAAGUGUAUUGGCUUAUUAACUUACUUAAGGGUAAACAUAUUAUUUGUGUUUUUACAUAAGUUUUUUCUUGAUAUUUUAAUUUUUAAUUGCAAUAUUUCACAUGUUUGUAACUCACUUAAAAAUUAAAACAUCGAGAAAAAACUGACGUACAAAAACCUACAAUGUUCUUACCUUAAAACCAACAGCACAAAAUCGGUUUUUAUAUCUAAAAAGUAUAAAUAUAAUGACAUUAACUGUAACAUAUAUAAUUAAUAAUAAUAUAUGUAUUACUUCUAUCAUUCAAAUAUUUACACAUUAAACAAAUAUUAUAUAUAUUUAUAGGUACAUUGGUUGGUGGCAAGAAAUUUGACUCGUCUCGUGACCGUAAUAAGCCCUUUAAGUUCAAGAUUGGAAAAGGAGAAGUUAUCAAAGGCUGGGAUGAAGGAGUUGCCCAGGUAAGAAUACAAUAGUAAUAUAUUUGCCCAUGAUGGAUUUCACUAACAUUGAAAUAUAUUAAUAUAUUCAAUAUUUACAUAAAAUUUAAUUUUCUAUUUGUUUUAUUUCUCUAGAUGAGUGUUGGCUCUCGUGCUAAACUGACAUGUACACCCGACUAUGCAUAUGGCGCUUUGGGACAUCCUGGUGUCAUUCCACCAAAUUCUACUUUAAUUUUUGAUGUUGAACUCAUCAAAUGUGAAUAAAAACUUGCACAAUAUAUUGCUAUUAUAUUACUAAUUAUAUACUUAAAAAGAAAAUGCACCUUCAAGACUGAACAAUUUUCUCCCAUUAAACAAUUUUAUUGGUAUAUAGUGAAUACUAUUGCAAACUAUUGAUUAAAAAAAGAAAGUAAUUUUAACAGACAAACUAAAUUGCCAAAUUAUUUGAUAAAUGAUAGAUAUUAAGCAUACGAAUACAAAUAAUCAACUACUUUAUAAUAGAUUUAAUAAAAUACAACAAAGUUUAUAUACAUUUGUUUUUGUUUUUUGAUAUCUCUUUUGUCACCAUAUAAAUUUAUUAAAGGACAUACAAUUUUGAAUUUUAGAUUCAGAGCAUAGCGAAAAAAGUGUAGUUUCUUUUCUGAAAGUUAAUUUUAUCUGGCUGGUAUUUCAGGGAAGCAAUUUUUGAUUUUCCAAGUAGUUAUAACAAUAGGAAAAUGUAUGUAUAUGUAUAAUAGAGAUUGCUCCAAAUCGUUUUUCGUUAGCAAUGGUUUAGCGUUGUGUACAAUUAUAAAUUAUAUUUUCCUAACUUUUCACCUACAACAGUGCUCAUCACCCAUGGUGAUUUACUACAUUAUAAAGAAAUUGAAUGCAUACUUUGGAUGUUUUAAAUUGGUACAACUAUUUUUGUUUUAAUAAUUGUAAAUAUCUGAGUAUAGUUGAGGAUGUUUGUUAUUAAUUCAUAUUACAAACGAAAAAUCAGUAAUUCAGUGCAAUAAGUUCUUUAUAAAAUUCAACAU